AUGGCAUCGCAAAGACUUUUUGCUGCGUUCGCGGCCUUCUCCAUCAUCAUUGGGUCUGAGGCUAGCCCCUGCAAGCCGAUUUCUUCCACCACUGAAAUCCAGGCUACAUCAACCUUCUCUUCUGAGACUGAGACUGCCACUGCUAGCGACGCCACUCUAACCACUGGGCUGACAUCAACUGAGUCGAGCUACGUCACGGAUAUCACCAUCACCGAGAGUGAGACCGCGACAUCCAGUGCAGCUGAGUCAACUUCAACCGUGGUUGUUUCUACGACUGAGACUUCUGCCUUUGCUUCUACCACGGAAGCUGCCUCUACUACCUCGGCUGCACCUGUUGAGACACCUACUAUCCUCAUCAACGGUGACUUUGAAAGCGGCAGCGUUGCUCCAUGGUCCAACUUUGGUAUCGGCGCCUACGCCAACAUCGACACCUCAACAGUCCAUGCAGGCUCUUACUCUCUCAAGAUGGGCUCUCAGGCUAGCGACUGGUCAAACACCUUCCAAGUUCUCAGCAAGUCAUCCCUCGUCGCAAAUCAGCCUUACAGUCUUUCUCUCUACGCCAAGGUCAGCUCUGGAUCUUCUUGCACUGCUUUCGAGGCAUUCAUUGACAACAACGACCUCAAUGAUUCGUUUGGACUGAGGAUUAGUGUUUCUGGUGCCCAGAUCGCUAGUGGCUUUACUGCUCUUUCGGGCGAGUUUUCCUUGACACAGACUGCUUUGGACGGUAGCAAUCCUAUUCGGGUUGUCAUCAGGGCGAAGUGCAGUAACGGUUACGUGGCCUGGGUGGAUGACGUUCAGCUGAGUAUUUCAGACUCAGACUAA
Messenger RNA from Fusarium fujikuroi IMI 58289, 822 nucleotides. RefSeq lists its product as uncharacterized. The record is from RefSeq and is a predicted model, not a curated record. NCBI's taxonomy places the organism in Eukaryota, Fungi, Ascomycota, Sordariomycetes, Hypocreales, Nectriaceae. The transcript has a single exon. Gene Ontology annotation, molecular function: hydrolase activity, acting on glycosyl bonds. Bases 1 to 822 code for a protein of 273 amino acids.